AUGUCAGACGGCGGAUUGGACAGCUCCUCAAAUUUCACGGUGGGAAAUACGCCUCCAGCUCCCGCUGAUCGUGGAGUGUUUAGUCUCUUCUCACUCAAGGGCAGGACUGCCAUCAUUACCGGUGCUGCCAGUGGGAUCGGUCUUGCUGUUGCACAAGCCUACGCGGAGGCUGGGGCAAACGUAGCCAUCACAUAUAACAGCAACAAUGCUGCUCAUCAGGCUGCAAUAGAGAUUGAGAAGACUUUCAAAGUGAAAUGCAAGGCAUAUCAGCUGAACAUAAAGUCCGAAAAAGACGUGUCGCGCGUGGUUGAUCAAAUCGUCAGCGAAUUCAAUGGCCGCCUGGACAUAUUCGUUGCCAACGCGGGCAUUCCGUGGACGCAAGGCGCUGCUCUCAGUGGUGAAAGCUCGCACUACCUGGACGUUGUUCAAACUAAUCUGAAUGGUACAUUCUAUUCUGCAAUGGCAGCGGGCAAGCACUUUCGUCGUCAGCACCUCGAGGGAACCGAUCUGAACGGUAACCCUUUAGACCCUUCGUAUAGUGGUAAAUCUUUUAUUGCGACCGCCAGCAUCAGCGGCCAAAUCGUCAAUAUCCCCCAGCUUCAGACAGCGUACAACGCUGCCAAGGCGGGUGUUACGCACAUGUGCAAAUCCCUGGCCAUUGAGUGGGUUAAAUUUGCUCGUGUUAAUUCCGUCUCCCCUGGUUACAUUGCAACUGAGAUCUCCAACUUUAUUCCGGAGGAUACCAAAGCUAUUUGGAGAAGCAAAAUUCCAAUGGGUCGAGAAGCUACCCCUAAAGAGCUGCAGGGCGCUUAUCUGUACUUGGCCAGUGACGCAGCCUCCUACACAACCGGAUUGAAUAUUGUUGUUGAUGGUGGAUACACUAUCCCUUAA
Molecule: messenger RNA, 891 nt
Organism: Talaromyces proteolyticus
Lineage: Eukaryota; Fungi; Ascomycota; Eurotiomycetes; Eurotiales; Trichocomaceae
Exons: 3
Coding region: 1-891 (296 amino acids)
Cellular component (GO): intracellular anatomical structure
Molecular function (GO): oxidoreductase activity, acting on NAD(P)H, oxygen as acceptor
Source: RefSeq, a predicted model, not a curated record